Puma concolor (puma) is the source of this 1006-nucleotide messenger RNA. It is a transcript of the gene STYXL1, whose product is annotated as serine/threonine/tyrosine interacting like 1. The record is from RefSeq and is a predicted model, not a curated record. Gene Ontology annotation, cellular component: mitochondrion. Gene Ontology annotation, biological process: protein dephosphorylation; negative regulation of cytoplasmic stress granule assembly; positive regulation of intrinsic apoptotic signaling pathway. Gene Ontology annotation, molecular function: pseudophosphatase activity; protein phosphatase binding; protein phosphatase inhibitor activity. Lineage: Eukaryota; Metazoa; Chordata; Mammalia; Carnivora; Felidae.
AUGGCUGGUUUGGUUUUGUGUGAACCAACAGAGCUUUACAACAUCUUGAAUCAGGUCACAAAACUGUCACGACUGACUGAACCCAACUAUCUCUGCCUAUUGGAUGUGCGUUCCAAACGGGAUUAUGACGAGAGCCACGUGAUUACAGCCCGUCGCGUGGAGAAGAAGGCGAGUGAGUAUCUUCUCCCGGAGUCUGUGGAUCUGGAGUGCGUGAGGUACUGCGUGGUGUAUGACCACAACACCAGCACCCUGGAGAUCGUCUUAAAAGAGGAAGAAGGUGACAACUGUGACGACGGGCCGGGACUGGUGCCUGGAGCUGCCGUCGAGUGUGGCAGAGCCCUGGCCAACCUCACCCGCCACCCCGUCUGCAUCCUGAGAGGAGGCUAUCAGGGCUUCUCGGCCAUGUACCACUUCUUCCGGACGCAGAAGAUCAUCUGGAUGCCACAGGAACUGGAUGCAUUUCAGCCCUACCCUGUUGAAAUAAUUCCAGGUAGAAUCUACCUGGGUAAUUUCAGGCAAGCCUGCGACCCGAAAAUUCAGAAAGAUUUGAAAAUCAAAGCACAUGUCAACGUCUCCAUGGAGGCAGGGCCAUUUUUUGUAGAUGACGCUGACAGCCUCCUGCACAUCAAGAUAGAAGAUUCCCCGGAAGCCAACCUUUCCCCCUUUUUAAGGCACCUCUGUCACUUUCUCGAACUUCACCUCCAGCUUGGCUCUGUCAUCCUGGUCUUUUCCACCCUGGGCAUCAGUCGCAGCUGUGCGGCCAUCUUGGCCUUCCUCAUGCACUGGAAUGAGCAGACCUUGAAGAAGUCCUGGGCCUACGUCAAGAAGUGUAAAACCAACAUGCGUCCAAACCGGGGCUUGGUGGCUCAGCUGUCAGAGUGGGAGAAGGUCGUCCUCGGAGACCGUGUCACAGACAUCUUGGAUCCACUCUACUGAUCUCCUCUGUGGCCCAGCUAUGGGUCCCGAAGAACCUCGCUUGGGGGCUUCUUGUGGGUACUGGGCCAGG